Hipposideros armiger (great roundleaf bat) is the source of this 2667-nucleotide messenger RNA. It is a transcript of the gene CD34, whose product is annotated as CD34 molecule. NCBI's taxonomy places the organism in Eukaryota, Metazoa, Chordata, Mammalia, Chiroptera, Hipposideridae. Gene Ontology annotation, cellular component: membrane. Bases 217 to 1362 code for a protein of 381 amino acids. The record is from RefSeq and is a predicted model, not a curated record. Gene Ontology annotation, biological process: cell-matrix adhesion. The transcript has 8 exons.
UCCCUCUUAACGUCCUCAGCCUUUGGGACUAAGCAGGGAAGCUCACGUUAGUGGCAGCCAAGGAGAGGGGCCGGCCUUGCCAGGACUAAGAGGGAGGGGAGGGGAAAAGCAAGAAUCGCCCACCCCGCUCCUAGGCGGAGGGGCGGGGGCAUCGGGUCCCCGCCGAGCAAGCAGUGUCUUGGGCUCUGUGCAUCUCUCCGGACCGGCGCGGGGAGGAUGCUGGGCUGCAGGGGCGCGCGCGCGGAGCGCGGGAUGCCGCGGAGCUGGACCGCGCUCUGCCUGCUGAGUCUGUUGCCCUCUGCAUUCACAAAUGUGGAUAAUUUGACUGUUACCAUAGGAUCAUCUACCACAGAAAUAUUUUCAUCUUUUCCUACAACUGAAUCCACCCUGAAAAUGACAACACCAAGUAGUCUUGCAAGUACCGUAUCUUACCCUGUCUCUCAGGACGGCAAUGGGACCACAGCAGCCAUCUCAGAGCAUACAGUCAACAUCACAUCCACCUCUGAGAUCACUUCAGUUCCUGGAACCAUGAACUCUUCUGUCCAGACACAGACCUCUUUAACCAUCACAGUGUCUUCCAUCCCAGUCAACUUUUCAGCUACAGAGACCUUGAAGCCUAGCAUGUCACCUGGAAAUGUUUCAGAUCCCCUGUACAACAGCACCAGCCUUGUGACAUCUCCUGGUAUACACUCUACAUCAUUGUCUUCUACCCCAAGUACCAUCAAGGAAGACCUCGAAUGUUCCAGCAUGACAGGAAUGAAAUUGACCCACGGUAUCUGCCUGAAGCUAAAUAAGUCCUCCAGCUGUGAGAACUUUAGAAAGGACAAGGGAGAGGAACUGAUCCGAAUUCUGUGUGGGAAGGAUCAGGCUGAGGCUGAAACCAGGGGGUGCUCCUUGCCCUUUGUACUGGAUGAUACGAUGCCUCUCUGCCCGCUACUGCUGUUGGUCAACAGAACAGAAUCUACCAGCAUGCUCCAACUUCUGGAAAAACACCAGUCUGACCUGAGAAAACUGGGGAUCCAAGACUUCAUUGAACAAGAUGUUGGGAGCCACCAGAGCAAUUCCCGCAAGACCCUGAUUGCACUGGUCACCUCAGGGAUCCUGCUGGCUGUCUUGGGCAUCAUUUGCUAUUUCCUGAUGAACCGCCGCAGUUGGAGCCCAACAGGAGAAAGGCUGGGCGAAGACCCUUAUUACACGGAGAAUGGUGGAGGCCAGGGCUAUAGCUCAGGCCCUGGGGCCUCCCCUGAAGCUCAGGGAAAGGCCAGUGUGAACCGAGGGGCUCAGGAGAACGGGACCGGCCAGGCCACAUCCAGAAACGGCCAUUCAGCGAGACAACACGUGGUGGCUGACACCGAAUUGUGACUCAGCUGGGUGGGGCAAGGCUGGGCAAUGUCUGGGGAAGGGACCCUCACAACAUCUGACCACGUGCUUUCCUGCUGGAGGUGCCAUCCCUUACUUUUUCCUUUUCCACUGCACACACCCUCUGAGGCCUCUCCUAGGGCCCUGCACUGCACCACCGAAGGGUUCUCUCCACUUUGGGGAGAGGCAAAUAACCCUGCCCUUUACACAUUCAGCAACCUGACCCAGAUUUGGGUCUUCCUUGAGUAAAGGCAUGAUGGGGAAAAAAGCCAAGGCUCAGAGAAGCUCCCAGUGGGGGUUGAUGAUCUUGCAGCAUUCACACAUGACCCCUGCCCUCUCCCUCCUCUGCCUCACUGCAGGAACUCCCAGGGGAAAGCAUGGGCUCUUCUAUGCUAUAAUUUCCUCCCAGGAAUCUUUGCCUUUUCCUGUUACUUCCUUAUAUUUUCUUUCUCUACUUUAUGGAAACCAAAGCCACCCAUUGCACUUGCUCCUCUGCAGUAAUAUAACCAGAAAAACUUGUUGCCUUACGCCAUGUCCCUUAUGCCCCCUCCAAGUCACUGUGGAUUCAGUCACCAGCUUCCCUCUGGCUCUCCAAGUUCCCCCCGAGCUCCACAGGUUCCCCUCGCAUCUGUGUAUAGAGACCUGCCCAGGUUUCUGGCUGAGCCUGGAACUGGGCUCUGAGUUUUAGAACCAUGUCCUGGGGCUCUGUGUUUGGGAGACAGGGUGGAGGUACAUGGACACACAUGUUGCUCCUUGUGGGGGCAAGUGGGAGCGAGCGUACAGCUCAGUCUUGGUCUUUCCGGAGCCUGGCAGAGCUGCUGUUUGGACUCCUCUUUCUUCCUGUGGUUAGAGGGGACAUGAACAUGGGACCAGAUCUUUGAGCCAAGCCUCUUGACCUGUGUGCAUUUGAGGAAGCCUCUUGCUCUUAAGCUAGGUCCUGGCCUUGUUCUCUGAUCUUGAUGGCUUCCUCCUUCCUCUCCGAUUGCUGGGGUGAGCUGUGUCCUCAGUCCCCUCGUAGACUCCCUUCUGUUUCUGCCUUCCCCACUCUGACCCCUUCACUGCUCUGCACCCCAGGUGUUCAGGGCCUUGGGACAUCUCCAGAGAACGCUCACCGCAAGUCGCCUCCUCUGUGAGUGAGCCAGGCUCUCCUUUGUUUUUAUUUUAUUUUCCAGAGGGGUGAGCAGGGAUCCUGGUUUCAAUGACGGUUGGAAAUAGAACUUUCCAGAGAUAGGAAGAUUGGGUGGAUUUUUUUUUUUCUGAAUAAAAAAUGGUGUGUAAAUACUGUAAUUAAAGUGAUAGUGAAACACA